AUAUCGAUUUUAAUUUAUUAAAAAGAAAAUUAAUUUUAAUAUUAUUGGGGUCUAACUGUGUGUAAAUGUGUGGGUGUAUACUCUAUAUAUAGCUUCUGUUGUAUUUGUUCAAAGUUGAUUUAGCCGAUGGCAGGACUCAGAGAACUCAAAGGCAUUCUCAAAGACAAGGCUUCACUGUUCAAAGCAAAUCUCUCAACUAAUCGCCCUAUGUCCUAUGUUAACGUCACCGUCCUCCGUGCCACCACACACAGAACCACAUCUCCGCCGUCGGAGUACCGCCUUGUCGCCAUCCUCUCCCUUGGACAACGCUCAAGCAUCAUGGCAGAUGCCUGCACUGAAUCCAUAAUAAAUCGCCUUCACAGAACCCACAGCCCCUACGUUGCCCUCAAAUGUCUUUUUAUUCUUCACAACAUCAUUUCUAAAGGAUCCAGCACCCUCAGAAACCAGGUUCCAGCAGGUGGCUAUAAUUUUCUUAAUCUUUCCGAAUUCAGUUAUAAGUCCAACGUCGAAAAACGAGAGAUUAGCUUGUGGGUUCGAUGGUAUGCAAGUUUCUUGGAACUUAACCUAAUGGUGAGUAGGGUUUUGGGUUUCUUUUCUUCUUCCCCAUCUGUAUUUUUUGACAGAAAAAGAGAUUUGUUGAAGGAAAUGAAUACUUUGGUGGAGUUUAUUGAAGGGAUUUGUGAAGUUCCAGAUUCUUUACACCUUCAAAGAAACGAUUUGCUGCAUGAACUGAUGAUUUUGGUAGGUGAAGACUAUCGAGCGACUCAGUACCAAAUCAUUCCAAGACUCAGUAGUGAGACAGAAUUUGCUGAUCAAAUUUCCAGGUUGAGUUCGACAGACUCGUCCGAGUUGAUUGCUUGCUUGAAGAGAUUGGAGAAUUGCAAGAAGAGAUUGACAGAGAUAUUUGCUAACAGGAAGCGACACGAUGCAUUUUGGGAGUUGAUUAGUCAAAGAAAAAUGGAGCUCGAGAAGAUGAAUCGAAACAGGGGAAGAUUGCUGUUGUGGCAAUGAAGAAUGACGAGUUAAUUGAGUCAACUCGGUUUGUUGAAUGAGUAAAAGGAAAAAUCAAUUUUUAAUUAGUUAUUUUAAUAGCUCCCUGAGUUGUAUUUAAUUUUCAACUUUCAAAUUUUCCAGGUGUGAUAAUCCUUCCACUUGGAAAAUACGAAGUUUCUUAAUACUAUGUACAUUUGUGAUUCGCCACUUGCCAUGCAUCUCUUGAUGGGUCGGGUCGGGUCUAAUUUGAGCCGGACCUAAUCCAAUUUUUAA
This is a messenger RNA of Olea europaea var. sylvestris, 1266 nucleotides long. RefSeq names its product putative clathrin assembly protein At4g40080. Gene Ontology annotation, cellular component: clathrin-coated pit; clathrin-coated vesicle. Gene Ontology annotation, biological process: vesicle budding from membrane; clathrin-dependent endocytosis; clathrin coat assembly. NCBI's taxonomy places the organism in Eukaryota, Viridiplantae, Streptophyta, Magnoliopsida, Lamiales, Oleaceae. Gene Ontology annotation, molecular function: clathrin heavy chain binding; 1-phosphatidylinositol binding; SNARE binding. Bases 127 to 1011 code for a protein of 294 amino acids. The transcript has a single exon. The record is from RefSeq and is a predicted model, not a curated record.